AUGCAAGUUUACAUCCCCAAAGAGGAUUUAUACCAUAGUGGAAAGUAUUCCUUAAGCUUUUCUAUCAUACUCUAUUGGUUUUGCUUCUUACUCUUCUUUCUUCUUUUCUCCUACUGCCAACUGUUCUCUCUCAAUUUAUUUUUUAUUUUUUCUUACAAGAACAUGACUGAACCAAUAUUACUUUCAUGCUACGUUGCUAUUAGCAAUCCUUGUACCUUUUCAAAAUUUAUUCAUCCUUUGUUUUUCAUUCUUUUCUCCUCUUCUUUCCUUUUUAUUUCAUGUUGUCCAUUUUUAUUUUUUCCUUCAUCCUUUUUACUUUUCUUUCAUUUUACCCUUUUUUCUUUUAUUUCAUUUUUUCCUUCAUCCUUUUUACUUUUCUUUCAUUCUUUUUUUUUCUUCAUUCUUUUUACUUUUCUUCCAUUCUUUUUUUUCCUUCAUCUUUUGUAUUUUUCUUUCAUUUUACCCUUUUUUUCUUUUAUUUCAUUCUUUUUCUUUUUCCUUCAUCCUUUUUAUUUUUCUUUCAGUUUACCCUUUUUUCUUUUAUUUCAUUCUUUUUCUUUUUCCUUCAUCCUUUUUAUUUUUCUUUCAGUUUACCCUUUUUUCUUUUAUUUCAUUCUUUUUCUUUUUCCUUCAUCCUUUUUAUUUUUCUUUCAGUUUACCCUUUUUUCUUUUAUUUCAUUCUUUUUCUUUUUUCCUUCAUCCUUUUUACUUUUCAUUUUACACUUUUUUCUUUUAUUUCAUUCUUUUUCCUUUUUUCCUUCCCUAACACUCAUUCCUCAUUUAUUCAUUUCUUUAACUGAUUUCCUCUCCUCCUUUUCCGAUUUAUUUUUCUUUGUUAUUUCAUUCAUUCUUUUUUACCUUGACUUCAAACGUUUGGUUUGCCUGAAAUUUAUCAAUGAAUCUAUAUUGAACUUCAUUUAA
Messenger RNA from Acanthosepion pharaonis, 921 nucleotides. The record is from the annotation of a GenBank genome assembly. Lineage: Eukaryota; Metazoa; Mollusca; Cephalopoda; Sepiida; Sepiidae.